AUGGAGGCCACGAGGCGCAGCAGCCGAGGUCGCGAGUUAAAGCGCGUCGCGUUCGACGACGAGGAGCCGCUCAGCCCGCGCGUGAUUCCCGCUAGAUCCAGGCCGCGGCUGGCGCCCGCCGCGCGCGCGCACGCCGCCAGAAGCGCGCAUGUCGCCGUGGUAAGCGGCGCCGGGACCGGCGGUGCCGCCACGCCGCCAUUGUCCGGGAUGGCGACGGCAAGAGCAGCGGCAGACGCGCCUUCAGCGGGGAUGGCGGCGGGGAAAGCGGAGUCGGGAGCAGAAUAUCCUGCCAACAGCGCCGCUGGCGCCGCAGCAGGCGGCGGGAUUGGCGGCGGAAUAGGGGCCGUCGCCCUUAGGUCAGGAAGGCGCCAGAAAACACGAGGAAGGUUCGUGGCAGCUGCUGUUACAGGAGGUCUGCCCGAGGGAGGAAUACCUAUUAGCCGGCUGCCUGAUAACGGGGUGGCAAAUAACGCCGCGCACACUACUACGAGCUCUCAUGCAGCGGCCUGGGAGGCGUGUGAGGGGCCUCUGCAGCCAGGAGACAGGAGCGGGGAGCACCUAAUGAUGGUUGAGGCGCCUCAAGCGCCGGCUUCUGCUGCACCUGGGGUAACCGACAAAGCUGCUGCACCUGGGUUAACUGCUGGGGGAGCAGCAGGGAAUAGUGGUGCAGGUGGGAGUGCUGGCAGAGAGGCAGCUGAGAGAACUGCUGCGGGUGGGGUUGCUGCGGGUGGAGAAGCAGUGGAGGUUGCAGGUGGUACAGACAGUGGAGUAGCGGAGAAUGGUGCUGCAGGUGGGGGUGCUGUGGGUGUGGUUGCUGCGGAGAAUGGCGUUGGCGUUACUGCUGGAGGCGAUAUGGAAAACGCAGCUGGGGGAGCAGAUAGAGGAGCAGCUGAGAAUGCAAGAGGGGGUACUGCAGGAGGCCAUACGAAGAAUGCAGUUGCGGCAGCUGACUUAUGUGCUGGGAACAGAGAUGAUCAAGAAAUGUGUGAUGGAACUUUUGAGGCGCCUCUAAAGGGAAAUGACAGAUGUGCUGACAAGGGAGAUGAUGGUAAGGGGAUGGGUGAGGAGGGGGUUGGCGCACUGUGUGUUGAGGGGAGUGAGAGGGGUGUGAUUGUGAGUGGGGGCGGGGAGAGUGGGGCAGGCUUGGUGGGAGAAGCAGCAGCAGCAGCAGUAGCAGGAGAGUACAGUGGUGGGGGGGAUGACAAGGAACGGGGUCAGAGGUCUGGUGCACUGCAUGUGGAGAAGGGGGGAAGGGACGAAAGGCGGAUUGGGGGAGUAGGUGAAGUGGAGGUGGUGGGAGGAGGGGAGGGGAGUGGGGCGGGGGAGGAAGGGGAAGGAGUGAGAGCGGAAGUUGGUGGGGCGGAAGAGGGGGCGGUGAAAGCAGAAACAACAGCUUCAGUUGUGGCUGCUGUUCAGGUGAAAGUCGAAGAGGGGGACGGAGCACAGGAAGGAGGAGGAGGAGCAGGAGCAGGAGGAGUGAGUCAAGGAGGGGGAGAGGGAAAGGAGGAGGAGGGCAGGCAGAGGGCGGUGGGGUUCACGGGGCAAGGGCAGGCGGUGGUGCUGGUGGAUGGCAGGCGGGUGCUGCUUCGAAUUGACACCUCUUUCCAAGGAGCACCCAAAGAGAGCUUCUUCUGCUCCCUGCAGCACACCUACGCUGACCACACCUCCCCACCACAGCACACCCCAGCAGACCACACCCUCCUACAGCACACUCACUCAGACAACACCGAGGGCAAACAGAAAGAGGGCAACGGCGAGGCGCCAUCCCAUAUUGCGCGUCUCCUUUAUGCCUUUCUCGCGCUGCAGCCAUCUGCACUCCUGUCUCCCCCCACUCCCCCUUACCCUCUCCCUUCCCCUCCUCCUCAACCUCUUCACGCCCCAUAUUGCACGUCUCCUCGAUACCUUCCUCUCACCACAGCCCUCUACACUCCUGUCUACCUCCCACUCCCCCUUACCCUCUCCCUUUCCCUCCUCCUCAACCUCUUCACGCCCCAUAUUGCACGUCUCCUCGAUACCUUCCUCUCACCACAACCCUCUGCACUCCUGUCUACCUUCCACCUCCCACUUCCCACUGUCCCCCUGUCCCCCUUCUCUCCCUGGCAGCUCUUUGCAUCGCAUGUGGCGCAUAUACUAAAUGCCUUCGUCUCACGAAGGGGGCAGCUGGAGCAGACCUGCGAGGCCCACAGCACGCAUAUUCUUCAGCUGUUUCACAACCCCCAACACACACGCGCACACCUCUACCUGACAUCUGCUUCCUGCCAUCUCUCUAUCCGCCUCACCUACCCUCCUGCUGCCUCCCUCCCCUCCCACGCUGCUGUCAUGGCGUGGCCCUGCACGCCCCUCGCCCUCUCUCUGCUUCUAACCAAACGAGCCACUGCAUCUGCUGCUGUCAACGCGUCCGAUGCUGCUGCCAGUGCUGCGGCUGCAGCAACAGGGUCUUUGCCGCAGCACUCCCAGAAGCGGAAAGCAGGGGGAGGAGGGCCUGGGGGAGGAAGCGGCUCGCAUGCAGGGUCCCACAAGUCACACAAGUCAGGCAAGUCGGGCAGGGGGAGCAAGUCUCGGCGCAAGAAGGGGCAGCGGGCUCGAUGGUACCGUGCUAAGUCCUAUCGGGUGAACAGCCAGGGGACAGGGCAGGUUGUGCAGGGGGGAGCGGGGCAGGAGGGAGUAGUGCAGGGGGGCGAAGGGGAAGAAGGGGGAGAAGGACAGGGGGAAGAAGGACAGGGGGGAGCAGAGCAGGGGGGAGCACCGCAGGAGGGAUGGGUUGAUGGUGGGGGUGCUUCUGUUGGAGAGGAGGUGGAUGAGAGGUUACAAGGCACAGAGGAGGGGGGGUUGAAGAGUGGGGAGGAAAGGGAGGGGCUGACAAGUGCGGAGGGGGAGCAGGAGGGGAGGGUUGAGUUGACUCGAGGGACAGCAGAGGCAGAACGUGUUUCUGAGGCGCCUAAUAGAUCGUCUCACGAGGCAGCAGUGGCGGAGGUUGUGGAAGGGGACGGAGUAAGCGGGAAGAGUUUUUUGACGGAGGAAGUUGGGGUGCGAGAGAUGGAUGUGGGGUUUUUUGAGGUGCCUCAAAGGUCGGAGAAAGUGGGGUUGCGAGAGAUGGAUGUGGGGGGGCUAGGAGGAGAGGGGGAAGAAAGAGUGGUGGAGCGGAACGGAAGGGAGGGUGAGGAGGGCAGAGGAGGGGGCCAGGGCGUGUUGGUGGUUGGGGAAGCAGCAGCAGAUGAAACGAUGAUGGCAGCAGCGGCAGGGAUUCUCACCGCUGAAAGGCAACUGGAGCCACUGCCCUUGUCCGCGGCACCAACAUCAACACCAUCAGCGACAGCCAAAUCAGCAGCAGCAACAACAGCAGGAGCGGUGAUUGCACCUGUAGGGCUCAAGGAGGAGGGAAUGAUGAAGGAAGAGGCAGGAGUUGCAGAGAUAGUGAGCGAGGAGGGUGCUGGUUUGGCUGCUGAGACUGCUGUUGAGACUGGUGUUACUGUUGCCAGUGAUAAUGCUGCAGCUGGUGUGGGUAACCCACCAGGGACAGAGCAGCAAAAGGGGCAGCAGCGAAGCAUGGCUUUUGAGGAUACAGGGAGAGGAGGGCAGGAGGGAAGGACGGGAGAGCAGGAUGCAGCUGCUGUAGAAAGCAUGGUAGGUGUAGUUGGAGAAGCUUAUAUGGGGGACAUGGUGUUGGUGGAGGGUGGUGAGGGUGCAAGGUCUGUCAAAGGGGAGGAAAGAGAGGAAAGGGUGGUAGAGGGUGUGAGUGGGUUGGAGGGUGGGCGAGGAGGGGUGGAAAUGGAAGGAGGUCAGGGUAUGGAUGGUAUCGAGGAAAAGGAUGGUAGUUUGGCAGUGGGCAUGGGUGUGGAUGGUGCCAGGACGCACAUGGCAUGGGAAGGAGGGGGGACGGAGGAGAAGAGGGGGAUAAAAAGGGAGGAAGGGACAGCUGAGGGAGAGAGGAGCAAGGGGGACGAGAGAACUGAGGGGUGUGGCAGUGGCAGGGUGGGGGAGGUGAAGGAGGCACUAGAUUCUGCACCAGCGGCAGCAGAGCCAGCAGCAGCAGGGGCAACAGUGGGCACCGAAGGCAGGGAAGGAGCAGAAGGAGCAGAGGGGGGUUUGCAUGCAAGCAUGGAACGGGGCGACGGGCGGAUGGAGGACGUGGCUCCAUGUGUCACACAUGGCACAGAAGGGACGGAUGGCACAGGGGCAGCGCCAGCAGCAGCCGAUGUCGCACAUGGCACAGAGGGGAUAGAUGGUGCUGCUGUUGUGCAUGCUCCAUGUGGGGGCGACGAUGCUAAGCGUGCAGUUUUGAGUUUUGAGACGUCUCAAAAGUCACCAGAUGCAGCGCAUGGCACGGAGGGGAUAGAUGGUGCUGCUGCUGUGCAUGCUCCAUGUGGGGGCGACGAUGCUAGGCGUGCAGGCAUGACCGGCCCAGCCGUGGGUGGUAACAUGGAGGUCUGUGAGGCAGUAGAGGAGCAGCAAGGAAGUGAGGCGGAGAGACAGGGGGCCAGUAGUGAGGGGAUGGACAUUAAAGGUUUUAUGCACGCAGAAGAGCGCACUGGGGAAGGCUGGAAGGAGGAGGUGCACCUGUUUCCUCCAGAAACAGCAGCAGGUGCAGUGGGGACGGCUGGGGGGACGACUGCAGCAAAUGAAGUAGCAGCGCGCACUGGGGAAGGCUGGAAGAAGGAGGCUGGGGAAGGCUGGAAGAAGGAGGCUGGGGAAGGCUGGAAGAAGGAGGCUGGGGAAGGCUGGAAGAAGGAGGCUGGGGAAGGCUGGAAGAAGGAGGCUGGGGAAGGCUGGAAGAAGGAGGCUGGGGAAGGCUGGAAGAAGGAGGCUGGGGAAGGCUGGAAGAAGGAGGCUGGGGAAGCAGCAUGCACAGGGGAAGGCCGGGGGGAGGAGGUGGACCUGUUUCCUGCACAGGCCGACUGGCUGCCUGCUGACGCCCUUGCCACUGCUCCAUGGGAGGAGCUGCGCUCUCAGUAUGCACUGCAGCCAUACACACCCGUGCGUCUGCUGGCUGCUGAGGCAAUUCUCCUCCAGAAGGCGCUUCCCCUGGCAAUCGCAGAGAUGUUGUCUCGGGCUCAAGCCUUCUUCUCCUCUCGUACUGCACUUGAGACGUCUCAAAACUCAGCCCUUCCCCUUGUUUCUCACCCUCCCUACCCGAACCUGCCCCCCCUACCAGCAAUCGCAGAGACCUUGUCUCGGGCUCAAGCCUUCUUCUCCUCGCCUGCUGCCCUUCCAGCUUCCUUGCUUCCUGCUGUCCACACCUCCCCAUCUCCCCACCUUCCUACUCCUCCUCCUCCUCCUUCGUCCACUGCUCUUGUGCCCCGCCGCCCUUCCCACACUCGCUCUCGCCUCGCCACUCGCCCCACCACCAGACUCAGCAACCUGCUUGCUGUUACUGCCACCACUCCUGUUCCCCUCGCUGGUGGUGCCAUUACCCCUACCACCCUUGCUGCCACUGCCACCACUCCUACCGCCCUGGUUGCUGUUGCCACCUCGCGAUCCCCACUUGCUGCUGUUGCUACUGCCACAAUGCCAGCUCUUCUCUCUGCUCCUGCCACCGCAACACCUCUUAAAUGUAGCUCAAGGGCAGCUGCAGCUGCAGAAGCUUCCAACACGUCAUCCCUGCUUGCAGCUGCUGCCACAACCCCAGCAACAGCGUCAACCAUGGCGCCAGCCACAGCACCAGCUCCUCUUGGAAUGAAUUCCGCCUUGAGGGAAUCUCCAGUGCCAGCAGGUGCCAAUGCCAACCCAGCAUCUGUGCUUGCUGCUGCUGCCCCGCCACUAAGCAACAUGCAGCUGCCUCACCCACGCUCGGCUGAAGCAGUGGGAGCAGGGGCAGCAGGAAGGGCAGGAGGAGAAGGGGGGUCAGGGGGGCCAGGGCUGGCAGGGGUGGCAGGGACCCGACAGGGAGCAGCAGCAGCGCUCACCCCAUUGCACUCUCCUCAUCCGCAGCCCUCCUCAUUCAACCCAGCUUCACUCAACGCUUCUGCACCAGUCAAACCUGCUCUUUCUGCCACCAGCCCAACCAAUGCGUAUCAGCAGCAAGCAGCAGCAGCAGCAGCACUCUUCCCAUUGCAAUCUCAGCAGCCCUCCAGGUUCAACCUAGCAAUCCCCCCAUCUCAGCCUCACACACCCACUCCUCCACUCAAUGCUCCCGCACCACUCAUCCCUGUACAAGUCAAUCCCACCCCAGUCAACCCCACUCCAGUCAAUGCUAUUCCAGUCAAAGCUACCCCAGUCAAGCCCUGCCCUGCUGCUUCAGCAUCAAUGCACCUUCCAGUCCCGUCUCCCCUCCCACAUCACCGACCCUCCCUCGCCUCCUUCCCUCGUCCCCUUCAGCCCUCCUCCCUCCUCGCAUCUACGCCUCCUUUUUCCCUCUCAUCCUCUUUCUCUCCCACCACAAAUAUAUGUGCAUCUCAUCCCCCAUCCGCCUCCUUACAACAGCCUCACUCAUCUCAAACUCCUCACCUCCGCUCACUCCUUCUCCAAGCACCUGUACCCGCUUCCACCGCUCCCAACACCACUCACAGAACCACCACUGCUCCCACCCAACAGCAACAGUCGCAGCAGCCGCAGCCGAGCCUUACCCAGCCACCCUCACUCAACCCCUCAACAAUUCCCGCCAUCUCUGUCUCACCUGCCUCUGCUGCCAUAUCCCCCAUCACCAUUCCGAGUACCACUCGCAGCACCAUCUCUAGCACCACCUCCACUCCCACCCAACAGCAGCAGCAGCAGGGGCAGCAGCAGCUGAGCCUGACCCAACCUCAAGGUCUCUCUGUCCCCGCCUCACCCCAUGCCCGCCUCUCUGCUCUGUGGCCCCAAGUAAUCAACCGUGCUGCCAGGGGUAGGGAUGCCACUUGGCUCGUCUGCAGUCACACAGACACCGCCUCCCUCUACAGUCACACAGACACCGCCUCCCUCUACAGUCACACAGCCUCCGCCUCCCUCUGCAGUCACACAUGGGCUGCCCAUCCUUUCACCCACACAGACUAG
Molecule: messenger RNA, 6969 nt
Organism: Closterium sp. Naga37s-1
Lineage: Eukaryota; Viridiplantae; Streptophyta; Zygnematophyceae; Desmidiales; Closteriaceae
Source: the annotation of a GenBank genome assembly